UCAUGGGGUACUACAACAUAUCCAACGGGAUCGGUGAUUGGCAGGUGGUGAAGCUCCCCUCCUCAGUAAAUACAUUCUCUGGACCCGAACACCACGACGUUGACGAUAGUGUAAGUGGUUUUGAAGAAAAUUUCAAAAAGUGGUGUAUCGUGAACAAAAUUUCACUUUCAGCAGUAUCUGAACUGUUAAAAAUAUUAAAAGUUCAUACAUGUUUUUCAUCGCUACCAAACGACGCCAGAACAUUACUUAAAACUCCUCGAAAGGCCAAAAUUUUCAAUGUGGAUCCUGGACAAUAUUGCCAUUUCGGAAUAAAAGACCAGCUUUCUCAACUAAUUGAAUCUCAUCGAGUCUCAAUUGGUAACAAAAUAACAUUGCAGUUUAAUAUUGACGGAAUUCCGAUUUCAAAAAGUAGUGGAAAACAGUUUUGGCCAAUAUUAAGCUAUGCAGUAGAACUAGACAAGAUUUUCGAAGUUGGAAUUUAUUGUGGUAAUGAAAAGCCGAAAGACUCGUUAGAUUUUCUUAAUUACUUUGUCCAAGAAUUGAGUGAAUUGUGUGAUAACGGUUUGCAAAUUAAGAAUAAUAAUUUUGACAUUGUUAUUGACAGUUUUAUUUGUGAUGCACCAGCAAGAGCGUUUAUUUUAAAUAUUAAAGGUCAUACUGGCUAUUUUGGCUGCAGCAAAUGCACACAGGAAGGUAAAUAUAUAAAAAAUAGAGUGACGUUUCCUAAAAUUGACUGUCCAAAAAGAACAAAUGACGGCUUCCGUUUGAAAGUCGACGAAGAUCAUCAUCAUGGAUUAAGCGGACUUGAAAAAUUAAAUAUAGAUCUUGUGAAACAGGUUCCCUACGAGUUUAUGCAUUUAUUUUGCCUGGGAGUUACUCGGAAGUUUUUACUUUUGUGGACUUCGGGAAGUGUUAAAAAAUUUCGUCUUUCUUGUUAUGAAAAGUUACAAUUCACAAGAGCCCUAAUAACUUUAAAGCCAUUUAUACCGUUAGAAUUUGCAAGAAAACCUAGACCUGUGGCUGAAUUUAAGCGGUGGAAGGCUGCUGAAUUGCGUCAGUUCCUGCUGUAUACAGGGCCAUUAGUUCUUAAAAAACUACUCCCUCUAAGAUAUUAUAAUCAUUUUAUUUGUCUACAUUUAGCAAUCACUAUUCUGUGCAGUGAAAAAUUUCAUAAAAAGUAUAAUACCUACGCUUCAUUACUUUUACAAUCGUUUGUCAAAGAAUUUCUAAAACUUUACGGAGAUGAACAAGUGUCUCACAACAUUCAUGGCCUAAUACAUUUGGCUGAAGAUUCUACUCACUUCGGUACACUUGAUAAAUUUAGUGCAUUUAAGUUUGAAAACCACUUGGGUUUUUUAUCGUCAUUGCUAAGAGGAAAAAACCGACCUUUAGAGCAAGUCUAUAACAGAAUUAGUGAAAGAAAUGCAGGAUUAAUAAAAGAUUUAAAAAGUGAAUUUGUUAAACCCAUGCUGAGUAAAUCCAAAAAAACAAUUCAGUUUCAGCAUUUCAAGUUAAGCUGUAAUGAAGGAAAUAGUACAUGUGAGCUUCAAAUGGGAGCAAUAAUUAAAAUUCAAGGAUUUACGGAAAUUAAUGGCAGCAUAAUUUGCAAAGGCAGAGUGUAUCAAACAACAAAAGUCCCACUCUAUGACAUUCCAGAAGAUUCGAGUCGAGUGGGAAUACGAGUUGCAUCCCUUUCUCAGGAGCACAUUUCUGUGCCUGUUGAAUUAAUUUCUUCCAAACACCUGGCUCUCCCAUAUAAAAAAUCUGAAGUUAUUUUUCCCUUACUUCAUCUAUAAAUGGAGAGGGUAUAUCAGAAGGACCUAAAAGGUCAUCCUUUUGUUGUUGUCGAAUUUCGUCACAAUAAUUCGUUGGGAAUAGUGCGAAAUGACUGGACAUGUAUAAAAAACAAAGAAAUCUUCGCUUAUUGGCCACCGUAUUGGAGCGACGGAAAAAAACUAGAAAAAGCUAUUUGCAAAAAAGAAACAGCGAAUCCAAAAUCCUGGACACUUUAUGCGGUUACUGUAAUUGGAGAUUAUAAGACUUAUGAAGAGGCUCGGAAAAAAAUGGUACGAGUUGAAAAAAGUGAAGAGUCCAGCAGUGCGCCAGAAGGCAAUGAUGAUCAUUUUUUGAGAAGAAGGUGUCGCAAGAGGUCGAGACUCUCCGAAUGCGAGGUACGCCAAUCGACUGAGGGAAAGAAUUCAAGAAUUCGGAAGGACACUGAAGAUUCCGAGGAGGACGUCUCUCAAAUUGUGCUGCCAACAACUUAUCCUAGAUUGGAUGAGAAUUCUACUAUGGGAGACGUAAUGGGGAACAAUGUGACAAACACUCGACAUUUUGUCCUUGUCAGUCCCAACUUGGAAGAGGCCCCUGAAAGUCUCGCAUUCUCAAGACUAGAGGAAAAUGUCGCGUCGGCGCACAGUUCAGGGUCGCAAAUCUAUGUUCGCACCCCAAACCGAUUUACGUUACCUUCAGCUGAGAAUAUAAUGGAAAACGUAUUACCCACUGGGUCUGCUCAACAUAUUCCAAGCGCAGGAUUUAACAAUCAAAUCAUCCGGAAAUUGCAUUUUUUGACCGCGACGGUGAAUCAAAUCGCUGAAUCUGUUCACCUGCUGAUCAAUAGAGGUUUGACCCAGAAUGCAGUUGUGAAUUUUGAGAAGUUGUUCAUCUUACCGAUCGAGACUGCUGAUGGAAUUCAAUCGUUGGAGAAGGAAUUGAAAAGUGCGGAAAAAACUCGUAAAGAAAACUCUAGAAUCAUCAAAGUAAAUGAAAAGAAGGAUGCGUUAGUCCAGCAGGUCACUUUAGGGGGAGGAACUAAACCAUCAGAUGCAACUUAUCGCGCCUUAGCUGAAUUAAUGACAGAUGACGUCGCUGCCAAAUUUAGCUAUGAAGGAAGGAAGGGGAAGGUGGCAUUCCGUGAUUAUCCUAUAAUUAAUUCAGCUCUUUUUCUCGCAAUAAGGAGAAAUUGUGCAGAUGCAAGAGGAUCGACGAUCGAAGAAGGAAUCAAGUAUUGGCUGAAGAAAGGACCAGAAAGACUAAAGAGAAAUCAAAAGAAGCUACCCCAUCCUGAAGAAAGCGACGAAUCGGAGGAUGCUGCUGAUCUCAUCGAUCCAUAAAUUAUAUUUAUGAAUAUUACAUAUAUAAUUGAGAUAAAUUGAUAAUAAAUCUGAAUGCAAAUUAUAUGUAUAUGUGUGUAAUUAUUGACCCCUGAAGGUCCUUAGAAUGUCCCCAACAUCCGUACAAGCAAUGUUCUAGGUACGUAUAAAGAAUUAAAAUUUACGUCCUCAAGUACGUCGUAGGUCCCUAGCAGGCACGUUCAAAUGGCGACAAAUGCACUAUACUGGUACGUACCAGAAAGGUGCUUGGUAUCUAAAACGUAACGUACCACCGUCCCACGGGGACAUUCCAGGAACGUACUGGGGACUGCUUUUGGUUAUUUGGGAUGUGAGUAGGAUUAAGGAUGGAUAAAAAUAAUUUAUCACUACAUGAUAGAAAUAUGGAUAAACUUCCUUAUUUUUUAACUCCUUUAUAGGGUGACGAGGAAUAUGCUAAGAAAAGAAUCAGAAUCAAAAAGGGUUUCAAACUAGAUCGUCUUCCCAUCACUGUGAAAAAGCCAGGGUUGACGGAUCAGGAUGUCCAGGAGAUGACAAAGAUUGAGGAGUCGAUCGUAAAGAGAGGAGUAGACUCGACAUCAAAAAUGAGCUAGAGGAAUAUCUCUACAAAUUGCAGGACCGAACAAGGGACAAUUCUCGAGUUGAUAUUCCUGACUUAGAAACAUUACAAAAUUGGCUAUAUGAGGAUGGCUGCGACGAGCAGGAGGAAGCUUAUCAUUUCCGGCUGAAAGUAUUAAAGGAUUUAUCUAACCUCAUACUCCAACCCGACCCGUGCCAAUCAGCCCUAAUCCAAUUCGACCUUUCAAUUCAAGAAG
This is a messenger RNA of Folsomia candida, 3925 nucleotides long. Its product is annotated as heat shock 70 kDa protein 4L. The transcript has 10 exons. Gene Ontology annotation, molecular function: ATP binding; ATP-dependent protein folding chaperone. Lineage: Eukaryota; Metazoa; Arthropoda; Collembola; Entomobryomorpha; Isotomidae. Bases 1797 to 3113 code for a protein of 438 amino acids. Gene Ontology annotation, cellular component: cytosol; nucleus. The record is from RefSeq and is a predicted model, not a curated record. Gene Ontology annotation, biological process: protein folding.